AUGUUCCGUGUUGUCGGUCGUGCACUGUCUGUCCAGCUCUCUUGUAGAGCGGGUGUUCGGCUAACUUCCGGAAAAUUCGCCAAUUAUGCAACGAACACUAGUUUCGCUCGCUGUUGCAGGUAAUUUUUUGCUCCAUUUUUUUUAUUUUCAUGGGCCCUGACAGAAAUUCCUGGCACGUGCUGGAUGUACCUAACUUUUAUAGGCAUCAUAUACAUAUCAUGACCAGACUGAUUUGUAUAAUCCAUCAAAUACUGAGAAACAAUAAACGAAUUGUCGGGUUUGUGGAAAUAGUUAGGAUAUAAAACCAGUGUCGACUUACAUUUAACCGAAAUUAUAAUUCUCGCCCAGUCUGGCCUAUCAACGCUAGAUUAGGGUCAAGUUAACGCCCUCCUACAUAUUCUAGUAAAGUGAUGUACACUGGUACUAGUGGCGUAUUAUGUGUCAACCUUUAAAUGAUCACGCGAGUCGAACUUCCACCCGAUUAUCACUGCCAAUAGGGCUGGUAAAUAGUUGUUGAAGAAGUCGAGCCUUCCGAGUGGUCCACGGAACCUUUAUUUAAAGAUUAGCAGUCUAAGUUAUGAACUACCCGCAUUUCACCAGCUUUCAUCAUUGCUAACAACCAUUUUUUUCUCGUAGCAGUUACCCAUCACAUGCGUUUUUGGGUCACCUGCGUAAUGCUUUAUGCUAUGUAGCAAGUGGAGCAGGUCAGUUUCACAGUGCGAACUUAGACCUGCUCUUCGGCAAUCUCCCACGCAGUCUUGCCCAUGUCCUGUCCGAUUACUGGUGUGGUGGCAACAUGGCGGUCGGGACUUUGUCCACACAAUGAAUAACCAAAGCGAUAUACUGUCUUUAAUUACGUGUAUCGCUAAGUCCGUAAAAUACACAAUCUCCUACUUAACAAUAGGCGUUACACACCGAAUGUUGGUUACAAUGUCCAGCCAAGUCAAGUGCGCCAAAAACCUCACAACGCAUUUAAGUGGUCGACUGUUUUCCGCCUUGUUCCGUUCGCUGACCUCUAUGUGCACGUGUCAGGCUAAGCGGAAACUGAAGACUAAAUUGCGCCGACAUAAAAGUCUUCCCACCAUGAGACAUAUUACCUUUCAUGGUUACUCAUCUAAGCAAAAUCUUGCCUGCGAUUUUGCUGACACGUAAUCGAACUAGUCGCGAGUAAGACAGUACUGAGUUAAUUGAGGUGUGUGAAUCUGGUUUUGCACGCCGAACUCGCGCCCUCAUACCUAGCUUUACGUGUUAACUCUGAAGGACGUAAUCCGCUUACAUGACUGUUGACUGCCAGCAAUAUCACUACAGCCAUACGCGGUGGUACAAGACGAGGCUGGUUUGUCGAUUCGCAGCUCUAAGCUUGUAUUACAUCUAAUGACGUCCGUCGACUGUUUUGGCCAACUUCCUGCUUCAGACUCACUAUACCAGGGACUAUAGCCACACGUCGCCGGUUAUAGCUUAACAACCAUUCUAAGCCCUGAAGAGUAGGCUACAGUUCAAGUUGGUUGCCUUAACUAAAGAGGUCUCAAGGGUGAGCCGAUGGGUGUCGUAUUUUCUAAUUGGUGGUCAUUUCCAUAGCAAGUAGUCUGAGCUGCGUCCGAGCCCUCCCAGGAGCCAUUCUUGUUACCUGUGUGUCGACAUCGCACAACUAACAGUCUCUCACUGUGCUAACACGGCGUGCUCUGGCAAGCAAGUCGAUUUUUUGAGUUUGACCGUAGAGUGCCAGGUGACUAGGUGUUGACCGGUGUUGGCAACACCGCUGUGCCAGGAGUGGAAUGCACUUUUUUCAGCGUCUGGAAUCCGUGUUCCACUCGAGUUGUCAUCUGACGGGUGCAAUUUGGACAAACAGCGUCCGCUUUGGACUGCGUCUAUAUCCCCUUUCAAGACUGCUGUUGCUGGAAGAGUUCUCACGCAACGCAUUUCACAACGAGGCGUCUAUAUAGGACAUGUCCUUAUUGCCUCGAGUCUUUAUUAUGCCGUCAAUAUCACCCUGCUGGAAAAUUCCUCCGAGGAUGUGCAUUCUGCCAUUAGUCGCAUAAUCGGCACUUUUCGCAGAUUUUUCUUAUACCGAAUUCCGCUAAAAUCAGAUGGCUGUUUGACGACUUCAUCCUGCAUAAAUGCACGUUCCCCCAACCAGAUCCACUGUUUUGUCUACUUUAGCUCACUUGAUCUGUCAACUGGCUUGUGGCAGGAGGCGACCCCUCAUGCUCUGUCGUCUCUACAAAUGCCUGUGCUCUUGCCACAUAGUCCAGCAGAAGACAAAAGUCAGUCGUUUAUCUCAGGGCAUUCGUUGCACAGAUCUGUGGCGCUAUAAUUCCUGGAGCAAGCUAAAGUAGCAUUAGUUCUGGCUGAAUUGUCCACAAGUACUCCACUGGGCUCUUUUUCUUGUGCCCAUUGUCGCGUCCUAGUAAAUGUUCACUGACCUUCCUCUGCGUGCAUACAGCUUUUUCCAUUAACUUUACUUGCACUUGGCACUGCUGUGAUUAUGCCUGAUAUGGCAGACCUCGAUUAAGUCACGGAUUAUACUUCUCCGCGCGUGACGAUCCACGGCAGCUCAGCCCAUCCUGUUAUCUAGCCUCGGAGACCGGUUACCGAAAAUCCAAGCACCGCUUCCAUGCCCUGACGAACUUUUUUCAGCCGGGUUUCGAGUUGAUCUUCGACGUCUACAAUUGGACAACGGCACCGGAUAAAGGGCAGCAACGCCGAUCUCAUGAGGCGGACGGCGAAACACGUGUCCAAACCACCUCAGGCGUCUUUCUUGAAUGCUCUGGGAUAUCCUCGCGAUAAUGUCGCAGCGAGCACAGACCGUCUUACUUUAGACUAAGUGUACUUCAUCCGAAGGGUGUUUUUGAAGCAGCGGUGGUCAAAUUCGUCCAGUUUUCUUCCACGCGCACGGUUCAGCAUUCACACCCGUAGAGAAGGAUUGACCGGACGGAUACGCAGUACAUUCGAUGUAGAUAUCGCGUUGGAUCCAUAGAUACUUUCUAAGGAUUGAGAAGAACAUGCGAGCAGCAUCGAUUCAGGAGACAGUGUCGUCCUUUCUCUGUCCACUCGGCAUCUGCCUUGCCCCGAGGUAUUUGAAACUAUGUACUUCAAGUUGACAGCCGCUAACCUCGAGAGAUGCCUCCCCCCGGUCUGGAAUUCAACUCGAAAACACGAGUUCGCCCAACGUUUAUGCGUAAGCCGACCGGUUUAGCACCCUCAUUCACCCGUGACACCACAGACUGUCGAUCACCAAAGCCUGCAGUUAACAAGGAGAUAUCAUCAGUGUAGUUGAGGUCGGCCAGCCGGCGUCCGGAUGCAAAUUCAACACUGCCAAAACCGUUUAGGACCCAUCGGACAAUCCAGUCAGUGGCGUAUUUGAACGUAAUGGUUGCAAGGAUACCACCUUGUCGAACGCCAGACUGUGUAUCGUAUGGUUGGGAGAUUGUUUUGGACGAGAACUCGCGCUGUGGUGGAGCGAUAGUGGCCCGUGAUCAUAGUGAUGAUUUUAGACUGCACACUAUCUAGUUCAAUUAUCGGUCACGGGGAUUCACGGUGGACGAAGUCGGACACAGUCACGAAGCCAACAAAGCAGACGACUGUCGGUUGCUGGUAGCCAUGGCGGGAUUCAAGAACGUGCUGCAAUGUGAAUAUCUGGUCCGCUCAUCCACACCCAGCUCAGAAUCCGACUUAUUCGGGCCUCAUCUUAGAAUCACGCACAGCCUGGAAUCGCCUGAGAAGGAUAACAGCGAAGCCCUUCACAGCAAUACCGACAAGGUUUAUGCGCGAUAGUUCCCGCACCUUGUCCUAUCUCCCCUCUUGAAGGCAGGUAUAAGGAUACCCAAGACCAGUCAUCAGAAACGACCUCAUCUCGGCGCGCAUGCUCAAUCACUUCAUGGAGCCAGAGUGCCAGUAUCGACGCAAGACCUGUUGAUUUUAAGGAAAAUGCCGUCACUCCGGGGUGCCGCGUUGUUGCGUAGCCUUUGUGUUACAUCGUCGACUUCUCCCUCGUAAACGGCGUCGCAUGACAUGCAAAGUUUUUAGAGGGAUAGGACUUCGCUGUAAAGGAAAGCGAGGACGUGAUCGGUUAAUCAUCGAAUUUGAGAAUUCGUUCGAAGUGCUCACGCCAUUGAGCGACUUUGGCCGAGUUGUCAGCAAUAAAGCCGUCAUGCACAUAGUGAACAGAGUUACUGGGUGCCGAGGGCUUACGACUAACCUGAUGGAUAGUUUAAUAGAGGGCAACAGCAGGAAGCGUCUGGAGUCGUUUUCGGCUCUGGUGCAGUUGCGCACAGAGUAACUACGCCGGCCAUAUUUUCAAGCGUCAAAAGGCCGAAAUUCUCGCAAGAGGUGACAGUUGCGUGAGCCGCCAGCUGCUCUAGUCUUGGUUCUCAGGCCCGCAGCCCACCAACAAGCGCAAUGACCUCCCCACCCCAUGUUCGAUGCUGAGACUUAGUUUGACCGAAGUAAUUAGCCACUCGGGAAGCGCGCAGGCCGGCGAGCCGGUUGGCUGAGUAACUAUCACGCCAACUUCCGACACGGGUGACUAAAUUUCAGCAGUUGACGGCUUACAUGCCGGCCAGCAAGCGAUUAGCGUGCCAGAGGGCACCUUUCCUCGGUGAAAAAGGUGGAGGAGGGGGAGCCGUAAAUUUUCAUCUGCGCCCUGUAGGAUGCCGCAAGUUCUUGCGCAUGAAUUACGCGUAUUUGAUCCUGUUUCUGAUGAUGGAUUCGGACAUGAAUUGAAGCGUCAAGCGAAUAAAUCUCUUGUUCCAGCUAUAUCAUCUACUUCUUAACACCAAGGCGUCUUGCAGUUGACAUUUUGUGCGCGGAUGACAGCUGAACAUUCAGGCUUAUGCGAAUGAGAACAUGGUCCGGCCCAUAGGCCUUAUCAACUUUGACACCACGCAUCGCUUCGCAAUCGUUAACUUAGCUGCAAAACCCUGAACAGACUAGAAUGUAGUCGAUCUGACUGGCCCUAUGACCGUCGGUGGAAUUCCGGAUCAGCAGAUGUUUAUAGCGAUGCUAGAAGCACGUGUUGGUGACGAACAGUCACCUCUGAUCAACGGCGUUCAACAUUCAUCAUUGUCUCACCGAUAACCCAGCCUGAAGCGGCCAAUAAAGUGACUGAGCAGUCGCCGUGUCCAGUCUGACCAUUCUGGUUCCUGGAAACAAUCACCAGAUCGUGGUGGGGGAGUCUUUCAACUAACUCUUGUAGCAUCGAGUAGGUCUCGUUAUCGCGCUGUUCAGCAGCUGAUUUUGAUGCGGGUACGUGACACGCGAACUAUGUGCACUCACCAAGAGCGCACGUGGUCAGCUCGUAUGCAUUUUAGACCUCGUGGCAAAUGUCUGGCCACUACCAAAUUAAUAGGUGUUUUGGCAAAUCGCAAGUAGUUUACUUUGACCCAACCGCGGAAAUCUCGGCUGUACUCAAGUCAUCCCCUUGCUGUCGUGGGUUCGAAUCCAACCCAGGUCGCCGAGCUUUUCACAUUUGGGUAAAAAAUAAAUUAUUAAAAAUCUGCCAAAACUCCUAUUAAUUAUGUGAGCCUGGUAGGCAUCUUGUGGAUUCUAGAUGGAUUACGUAGGAAAUCCUGCUUGGCCAUUCAGCUUACUGUAUGAUAUCUGGUGGCGUCCAUACGUCCUAGUAAACUGGGCGGGUAACUUGACCCAGAUGUGAUUAAGCCCACGAAUACCAGCGGAACCUCAUAGUUCAGGUGUUUAGAGCGUUGACUCUACUCAAGCCGUCUCCCUGCAGUCGUGGGUUUGAAUUCCACCGAGGUUGCCGAGUCCUUCACAGUCUAAUCAAAAUAAAUUAGCCAGCUUGUUAACCACAGUCCAUUGGAAUUCCACAUUGUCACAAUGCUGACCGAUAAUGACGCAGCUUGUGUCAUCAAGCCCAUGUGCCCGGCAGUUGGCUGUACUUUACUUAAAAGUAAGUAUCGUCUGGCGGUGGUAACAAAGCAGCAAGACGCAGCAGUGGAUAGCGCGCCUGUUCUCACGCGCCGAUAUCUACUAGUCGAUUUUCGACUAUGCAUUGACGGGCAUUACUGUGAGCGCACCUUAAGCGUAUUGUUUCGUUUACCACACUCCUACAUUUCAGACAUUGGGACUCCUCAAACGCAAAAAAAUCCAAUCUCUGCAAUGACAUCAGAACUGAGUUCGGACUGACUGAUCCUUUGGCCAACUUUCUGAGCCUAAACAUUCGGGCGAUCCCACCAAGGUUUCGACCACAUUCCUUAUCAGGAACCACCGCCUCGACCCCUCGUUCAGUAGUUAAUUUCGUCAUGUUUGUUCGCUGUACCAUUGUCGCUCGUAUGCAGUUUCCCGUCGCGCCAAGCGAAGCACCUACAAUUGACUAGAUGCAUGGACUUGAUGACAAAAGUUUCCGCAAUAUCAAUCCACUUUGCCUGGAGGCGGUACUCUGUUGGACAGCGGUUAACAAUCGGCUUGAUGGAUGGUCACUUUCCCAUUGGGCGAAAGCAUGCGUGCGCACCCAGCUAGUGUGCAAAUACUUAAGGGUUACAGUGUUCUAACUGAUCUCAGCGGUGAAGCAGAUAAUACUCCACGUUUAACACCCAUCGACAGUAGUUCUGGAGGCUGUGACUCACCCAUUUUCCCGGCGACGAAGAUCAAAAUCUAAAAAACCGUCCCAAUGCCCUGACGAAAUGUGUCGAAUCAGGUUUCGAGCAAACCUUUUUGCCGUCUCCCGUGAGCGACCGAUGUCAGCUUUAGCGAAAUGAUACUCACCUCAUUAGGAGAGAGGCAAAAAAACGUGCUAAAGCCACCUCAAUCGUCUUUUGUGCAUGGGCUGAAAGAACCACUAUGCUCUCCUAUCGAGUGCGGGCUGUCUCAUUGAAAAGAUCCAUUUACUUCAUUUGAGGGAUCGUUCUCUGGGUGCGCGGGUAAGAGACCUCCGACCCUGGCUCAUACAGCCCAAAAUGCGCAAUCGUUCGGGAAGACUGACUGAACAACGUAACGCGUGUUUUGAUAUACCCCAUCGCAGUCAGUCGCCAGUUUGAUCGCUCGCUUCGAAGAAGGGAUUGAGUCCCGUUUCCUUUUUUCCAUCAACAAUUUCCGUUUCGAUGGUUUUGUCUUAGUAUGCGCUUUCGUGGUGUUUAACGUUUUACGCUCACGGUUGGCGUUUGUUACGCUGUUACGCUAUGUCCUUCCCUUAACGUGGUGGUUUCUGCCUCGGUCCUGUCUUUGGCGGAAGUGCGGCUCUUCCCUGAGGGUCUACUCUGCUUGUCCAAAAGACUAAUUUUUCCCAUUUGCACUAGUCUGCAUUCAGAUAUUUUCACGUAGGUGGAAAAAUGUGGACUCCGGCUUCACGUGACACUCCUUGUUUUUUCUCCCAUUGUUUCCUUUUAGGCUGCCAGACAGUUUCUCCGCCCGACAGCUUCAUUCUUCAAUCUGUUUGGCGGAUAUUCAGACAAUCAAGGUUCCUGCAUUCCCUGAAUCCAUUUCCGAGGGAGAUUUGAGUUGGAAGAAGGCUGCAGGCGACACUGUUAUGACAGAUGAGAUAAUCGCGGAGAUUGAAACCGACAAGACCGCCAUCCCCGUACUUUCUCCCUGCACCGGCGUCAUCACCGAACUGCUCAUCCAGGACGGAGAGAAAGUUGUAUACGCCCAAGAGAUCGGCAAAGUUGAUGAGAAGGCUGUCGAGGCCAAGGCACCGGAACCCGAGAAACCUAAGCCCGCGGAACCCGCCGCAAAAGCGACUCCAGCUCCUGCGCCUUCCGCGCCUGCUCCGCCAACUCCUGCUCCCCCUACUCCCCCAGCACCUUCAAGGCCUCCGCCCGCCAGCGCCGCUUCAAAGGCUCCGCCACUUCUCCGAGGCGGUUCCCGGUCGGAACAGCGGGUCAAGAUGACUCGCAUUCGUCUCAGAACAGCAGAACGUCUCAAGGAGGCUCAAAACACCUGUGCUAUGCUUACGACUUUCAACGAAAUCGAUAUGAGCAAUCUAAUCGAUUUGCGCAAUCAAUUUAAGGAGGCCUUUGCUAAGAAACACGGAGUCAAACUCGGCAUUAUGUCCACCUUCAGCAAGGCUGCCGCGUAUGCACUUCGUGAUCAACCCAUCGUCAAUGCUUAUAUUGAUGGCAACGAGAUUGUUUAUAGGAAUUACAUUGACCUAAGCAUCGCGGUGGCCUCGCCCAAGGGCCUAGUGGUGCCUGUCCUGCGUAACGUCGACAAUAUGAAUUUUGCCGAUAUUGAACGGGGCAUCUUCGAGUUGGGCGAGAAGGCGAAGUCGGGGAUGCUUGCCGUGGAGGACAUGGACGGGGGCACCUUUACCAUCAGCAACGGUGGCAUCUUCGGAUCACUCUUCAGCACCCCGAUCGUGAACCCACCACAAUCCGCUAUCCUUGGCCUGCACGGCACUUUUGAACGACCCGUCGCCAGGAAGGGCCAAGUUGUCAUUCGACCAAUGAUGUAUGUGGCUCUUUCCUACGAUCACCGCCUCAUCGACGGCAGAGAAGCUGUCCUUUUCCUGCGCAAGAUCAAGUCUUUUGUUGAGGAUCCGCGUGUAUUCUUCUUGGAUAUCUGA
Molecule: messenger RNA, 8518 nt
Organism: Spirometra erinaceieuropaei
Lineage: Eukaryota; Metazoa; Platyhelminthes; Cestoda; Diphyllobothriidea; Diphyllobothriidae
Source: the annotation of a GenBank genome assembly